This is a messenger RNA of Bombus terrestris (buff-tailed bumblebee), 1542 nucleotides long. Its product is annotated as glutamate receptor U1. NCBI's taxonomy places the organism in Eukaryota, Metazoa, Arthropoda, Insecta, Hymenoptera, Apidae. The record is from RefSeq and is a predicted model, not a curated record. The coding region runs from base 110 to 1501 and encodes 463 amino acids. The transcript has 7 exons.
UAAUGAAACCUCCUGCUAGCGAUUGUGGUUGAAACAAACGUCGUUAAAGCAAGAACAAACGUUACCAUUGUCGUUCUUCAAGCAAUACGGUUCAAGAAACAUUUUCUUCAUGAGAAAGAUACUACUACUCGUGAUGAUUCACCAAUUACUUAGACCUGUUCGAUCAGUGAACGGAGUGAUAUGGGACAAGAAACUACAGGAUUUUGUACCGAUUUUCAGUAUCCCAGCUUUCGCAGCUGUAAACAACGAAGUGCUGAGCCAAAGUCGAGGAGAGGAAAUAUACGAUUUCCAAGGGAGGAUCGUUAGGUUCUCUUAUUACGAGGAGAAGAACCUUAUCAAUAGCGUAGGUAAUGGAACACGAAUCACCGGAAUUAUAGGCGAGAUCUGGAAUAUUUUGUCCGAAUAUUUAAAUUUCACAAUAAAACCGAUUCUGACGGACGAGAAGAGUACAGGGGCGUCAGAUCUUGAUGGCAUGUUUAGAACUGGUUUAUUAAAGUAUAUUGCAGAUAAUAAAACAGAUGUAAUACCGAGGAUGGAAGCUCAUCCCAAGAGAUUGACUAUUACCCAGAUGACGAUGCCUUUAUGGAAAGCCGAAUAUCGGCUAUAUAUUGAACGAGAAGUAAAACACGUACCUACCUGGAUGGUGAAAUUAUUCUCCAAAAGAGUUUGGCACGCAGUUCUGAUAACAUACUUAUUAUUGAGCAUGUGCAGCUAUCUUUCUCACAAGGUCGAGACGAGAAUCAUGCUUAAGAAGUUGCAGACUGACUUGAAGGAUCAUUUUUUCUAUAACUUUGGCAUGAUCUGCGGACAAAGCUUCUUUCCAUCUUCUUCGACCAGAAGCUCAAGGAUAAUAGAAUUAUGGUUGGGUUUAUUUUCUUGUUUGAUCAGAACCGCUUUCAGUGCCCUUUUAAUAGGCUAUAUGACGCAAACUACCUUCACACCUCCUUUCAACGAUAUAGAAUCUCUUUUGGAUAAUACUUCGUACAAAAUUUUAACUUUAAAUGGUUCUAUACCAAAUCUUAUUAUCGAGCGAGGAACAUCGCCUGUAUACAAAAAAGUUCUUGACAUGAAACGAUAUAUUGUUAUGGAUACAAUUGAGGAGAUGUAUACAAAAAUAUGUACAUCUAAUAAGCCAUACACAAUAUUCGAAAGUGAAGAUUUAAAAAAAGCUAGAGGAAUGUACUUCUGUCGAUUGAAUCCCGUAGGAAUUCCUUUACUUUAUUCAUGGAUAGUUCCCGGAAUUUCGAAGACUUUUACACAUAGAAGGUCUAUUGAUAUCGGAAUGUUGAAAUUAUAUGAAGUUGGCUUUAUCAAACUAUUGAAACAUCGCUGGAUAGAGUCAAAGAACGUUGAAAAAGAGACACUAAAUGUAACAGAACCAAUUAUCUUAGAACAAGUGUAUUUAACAUUAAUGAUCUUCAUCGGUGGGCUUCUAAUAUCAUUCGUAAUUCUUUUGUUUGAAAAUAUAAUAUUUUAUUGCAAAAUUAAGAAAAUAUCCUAAGAAAAUUGUGAAAAUUAUUGUAAAAAGUUGUAAAAAUUAAU